Pyrenophora tritici-repentis Pt-1C-BFP is the source of this 1585-nucleotide messenger RNA. Its product is annotated as RER1, Golgi protein involved in Golgi-to-ER retrieval. Lineage: Eukaryota; Fungi; Ascomycota; Dothideomycetes; Pleosporales; Pleosporaceae. Gene Ontology annotation, biological process: retrograde vesicle-mediated transport, Golgi to endoplasmic reticulum; protein retention in ER lumen. Gene Ontology annotation, cellular component: Golgi membrane. The record is from RefSeq and is a predicted model, not a curated record.
AUUAGGACUCGCCAUUGCGCGAACACGACAUUUCCCCCAUACAACACCCAACCCCGUCGCUAUUUGCACCGCACCUCCCAUAUUCACACACACAAUCUACAAAACGCCACAAAGAUGGAUUCUCCGGAGCCCGAUACCCCUUUCGCCGCAGUGACUGCGCAAACAACAAAAUACGGCGCUUUGUUCCAAACAUAUCUCGACAAGGCGACACCAUACAAGGGUUACCGAUGGGGGGGUUCAGCAGCCAUCUUCUUCCUCUUCGGCAUACGUAUAUUCGUCGCGCAAGGAUGGUACAUUGUCGCAUACACGCUUGGCAUCUACCUCCUGAAUCUCUUCCUCGCCUUUCUUUCCCCAAAAUUCGAUCCCGCGCUAGAACAAGAUGAGGGUAUGGAAGAUGGAAACGCCUCCGGGCUCCCCACAAAAGAAGACCAGGAGUUCCGACCCUUUGUCCGGAGACUGCCGGAGUUCAAGUUUUGGUACUCUGCUACCAGGGCGAUUACUAUUGGCUUUUUCUGCAGUUGGUUCGAAAUUUUCAACCUGCCAGUCUUCUGGCCCGUGUUGGUUGUAUACUGGUUGAUUCUGUUUGGCCUGACGAUGCGACGUCAAAUUCAGCACAUGAUCAAAUACCGUUACGUCCCCUUUACCGUCGGCAAGACGCGUUACCCAGGCGCUUCCAACUAAGCCAUCUCGAGGCUAUCUUCUUCACUUCGCCAGAUCUCAUAUCCACCUUUGGGAGGGUUGCUAUUAGCGGCUGCAUUCUGGACAUUGGGCGCGUUUUCUUGGAUGAUAGAUCUUUGGGCUUCAAAUUAGCAGCUAGGAGUUGUUCCGGGGCGGAAAGGGGCAGAGCGGUGGUACGAUGACGGCAUGCUGCAUGAUGUGUACACGCAGCAGGAGACAAGAUGACUUAUUAUAUUUAAUACGGGGUUCCGCCCGCACAAAUACUUUCACGAAAAUCGAUAUACAAACACAAAUCUAGGAAUCGUCCGAACUACGAAUUACAGAUAUCAAUAAUGUCCCGCUAACGCCAACCUAUCUCUACACCCUGAACACAAAACGCCAAUCUAUGCAGCCUUUGAUGAUUUCCCCAUCAUCACCGGCCCCUAGCACUCUCCCUAUUCUCCUUCUUCUUCUUAAGAUACGCACUAAUCUGCUCCACCUGGCUCACAAAAAAGCACCUGGCCCCAUCAUUCUGCCACACCAGCACGCCCAGCGCACUCGCAUAGCCCAUAACGUCCCUAUACUCUGCAUCGGAACUGAACUCGCGCAUCAAGUAGCCCGGCGUGGUUUCCACACGCUCGCCCUCAUAUUCCCAGAGGCGUAUUUGGUCCAUGACGGUAGGCGGGAUGUACGGUACGGUUUUUUGCAUCUGUGGAUGGGCGUAGGUGGUGAGGUAGGAGAUGAUUUGGGCGGAUGUGAUGCCAGAUUGGACCGCUUUGUGGACGGAUUCUUUUGUUAGUUUGCCGGAGACGAGGUUAGGGAAACGAUGUUGAAGUUUGGUGAAGAGACUGAGGAUGGCGAUUUGGAUGAGGCUGUUCGUGUAGGCGUAGAGUCUGUAGUUUGUUUCGAUGAUGAUGAAACCCUUGUU